This is a messenger RNA of Gossypium raimondii (Peruvian cotton), 2311 nucleotides long. Its product is annotated as indole-3-pyruvate monooxygenase YUCCA6. Gene Ontology annotation, molecular function: NADP binding; N,N-dimethylaniline monooxygenase activity; flavin adenine dinucleotide binding. The transcript is spliced from 4 exons. NCBI's taxonomy places the organism in Eukaryota, Viridiplantae, Streptophyta, Magnoliopsida, Malvales, Malvaceae. The record is from RefSeq and is a predicted model, not a curated record. Gene Ontology annotation, biological process: auxin biosynthetic process. The coding region runs from base 350 to 1654 and encodes 434 amino acids.
UGCUUCUUAAACUUAAUUUACCUCAUAUAUGAAUAUGAGUUGAAUUCUUUACAGAACAUUCUCCAAAGAAAUAUAUACAUAGAAGAGAGUUAUAUAUAUAUAUUAUAUCAGUACAUCACCAUCUGUCUCUCCCUCUAUCUUAAGCCUCGAAGUACAGCAAUUUCUUGCCCUUUUUAGUUUCCUUUUCCUUUUCCUUCCCUUUGGAAACUCAUCAAAACCUCAACCUGAACGUACUUUAGCUAGCGGUAGCUAUUUAGUUGCGUAGUAGCUAGCUUCGUAUAGCUAACAAAAAGGAUAUAUAUAUAUAGUGGUGGUAUAAAAAAAAUUAGUCUCAAAUUGCGGUCUGUUCAUGGAUUGCUUGAGAGAAAUACAAGGAAAACAAGCUCACGAUCCCAUAUUCAUAGAGAAGAUGAAUACGUCGGCGUCGUGGCGUUGCAUAUGUGUUCCAGGGCCACUUAUCGUUGGUGCAGGGCCUUCGGGUCUAGCCACAGCAGCUUGCUUAAAAGAGAAAGGGGUGCCAAGUGUAGUCCUAGAGAGAUCCAACUGCAUAGCAUCUUUGUGGCAACUCAAGACCUACGAUCGUCUACGCCUUCACUUGCCUAAACAGUUCUGCGAACUUCCUCUGAUGGGGUUCCCUACUGAUUUCCCUACUUACCCUAUUAAGCAACAAUUCGUGGACUACUUGGAAGCAUACGCAAGGGAGUUCGACAUUAAACCACGGUUCAAUGAGACGGUUUCCCAAGCCGAGUACGACGCGACGCUGGGGUUUUGGCGGGUGAAAAGCGUUGGAGUAAAUGGGAAAGGGACGGAAUACGUGUGCCGGUGGUUGGUGGUGGCGACGGGAGAGAAUGCGGAGGCUGUGAUGCCGGAGAUGGAAGGAAUGGGAGAGUUUGGUGGGGACAUAAGGCAUACAAGUUUGUAUAAAAGUGGAGAAGAGUUCAGAGGAAAAAGGGUUUUAGUGGUGGGGUGUGGGAAUUCAGGAAUGGAGGUGUGUUUGGAUCUUUGCAAUCAUAAUGCUAGGCCUUCACUUGUGGUCAGAGAUACAGUGCACGUCCUUCCACGAGAGAUGCUGGGGCGAUCAACUUUCGGGUUGUCCAUGUGGUUGCUCAAGUGGCUACCCAUUCGGUUCGUCGAUCGCUUAUUGCUGAUUGUAACGUGGUUGAUGCUGGGUGACACCGCUCGCAUCGGAUUGGACCGGCCACGAUUGGGUCCCUUGGAACUCAAGAAUCUGUCUGGAAAGACCCCCGUCUUAGAUGUUGGCACGCUUGCCAAUAUCAAAAGUGGAGACAUUAAGGUAUGUCCAAGCAUUAAGCGCCUAAAACGACAUGCCGUGGAGUUUGUUAAUGGCAAAACUGAGAACUUUGAUGCAAUCAUCUUAGCAACUGGUUAUAAAAGCAAUGUACCCUCUUGGCUAAAGGAAAGAGAGAUGUUCUCAGAGAAAGAUGGGUACCCUCGAAGGCCAUUCCCUAAUGGGUGGAAAGGUGAAAGUGGGCUAUACGCCGUGGGGUUCACAAAACGUGGGUUACUUGGUACAUCAAUGGAUGCUAGGAGGAUUGCAGAAGACAUUGAACGGUGUUGGAAACAUGAAGCAAAACACCGUAUGGCCUUCACUCGUUCACUUUUGCAGCAACCUUCCUCAGAUUCAUCAUCAUAAUCUCCGUGGUUGAUUCAUUUUUCCCUUAGCUUUAUUUUUCUUGGGUUUUUUGAAUUAAAAUCGUCAGAGAGCGAGAGUUUUUUUGGUUGAAGAUGGAAGAUAUACUACAUAAUAUACUGCGUCUGCACGUGAACAUGCAGCAGUGGAUAUUGAUUGAUUCAUAGCCAAAGCCAAAGGCACAUGAGCAAAAUUAAGGAAGAGAGUUGUCUCAGUGAACCCUUGUCUCCUUUUUCUAGAUGACACCAAAGCCAGCUGCCAUUGCAAGCCUUGGGGACGUAUAUGAAGGAAAGUUGAAUUUCAAAGUGUUUAAGAACACGGGUCGGUUUUUUGUAAUUGGAUUGUGUGAGGGACCUGAGAUUAUAUUUGUACAUCUUGUACAUUACCAUUUUUCCCUAAUUAGGCAUCAUACUUUUUCGUUUUUAGGGUGAGACACAAAGAGAUUCAGAUGAAGCUGAAAUUUGAGUAUUUGAUUGAAUAUAUAUAUAUAUAUUUAUAAAGAGAUAAAAAGGAAAAAACUGGAGCUAUGGAUUCUAUCUGGUAAGUGUUUUGCAUAGCAUAUGAGUGUGUUUUUUGACCUGUACUUUCCAUAAGGCUUUGGAGAUUGUGAUUUAUUACCAUAAUCGAUAGUAACAAUCAGAUGCAGCUUCCUUUAAAGCA